AUGACACACUCUCACACACAUCAGCUGUUGAAGCAUGUGACCGAGUCGGGCCUGAACUCUGAUGACAGAGACACCGUUCACCUGAUCACAGGUCAGAGUGGGUCAACACACUUUAAAUCAGACAUUUGUGUUUCACAGCAAUAUGACCACUGGAGGCCGAACCAGCCGGACAGCUUCUUCCAGUCUGGAGAGGACUGUGUGGUGAUGAUCUGGCAUGAAGGAGGACAGUGGAACGACGUGCCCUGCAACUAUCACCUGACCUUCACCUGCAAAAAGGGAACAGUCUCGUGUGGGCAGCCUCCUGUGGUGAAGGAUGCUCGAGUCUUUGGCGCCAUGAAGCCUCGCUACGAGAUCAACUCCCUGCUACGCUAUCACUGUAAACAGGGCUUCAUCCAGAGACACACCCCCACCAUACGCUGCCGGGCCAACGGCCAAUGGGACACCCCGAAAGUCACCUGUACAAGCCCCGCAACCUACCACAAGUCGUUCACGCUCCGGCGCCGGAACAACCAGAACAACGAGCAACAGAACCGGCACUACAACCACCACGUGCACCACGACAAGGGUCAUCAGAAACGCUAUCAAAACCAAGAGCAACAGCAAGGUUACGACAUCCUGCAGAACAUCUGGGAGUCUUCCCAGAGUCAGGUCCAGCAGCUGGAGAGGAAGAAGAGGCAUCAGGAGGUCCAAACACACGACGAGGAUGAGAUGAGACACUGACGGGGUUUGUGGUGGUUGUAAAUCAGAUUAGCAGGCUGGCUAUGUCGGUCCAGAGGCAUCGAUAGACAGAAAGAUGCACUGAGCUGUCUAUCAAUGGCUCUCAACAGGACCAGGGGCAGCGCGUUGUCCAAAAAACACUCCAGAACCGAAACACUCGUGAGAAUUUAGUUUGAUUUGUAAAGUUAGCUCGGUGCUGUAAAUCAACUGUGCGACUCUAAUGCGCCACACGAGUGCUCCGUGAGUCACCGCUGUGUUCCCGUCCGGAUCUGAACACGGCCCGUCAAACACAGCUGCCGUCUUCUUUCAAAGGUACGCAGUGGAGUUUUUAUUGUAAACAAACAUUUACCUUCAUUUGAAUCAUGAAGUUUGGGCACGGAGACUCUCGGAGGGAACUUCACGACCUGCAAGGCGACGGUCACGUAACCGACAGAGAUAGCAAAGAUACUUACGCUACAUUUGUGUUUGCAUGAACUCAUUAGUGGACGGUCAUCUCUCAGUCUACUUUUGGAGAUUAUAGGAACCACGAGGAACCCUGCAUGUGAAGGUUAGAUAUGCAUGGAAGCUGUAGGAUUUUAAAUAAAGGUGAGAGAAAUCCUGUCGGUACCUGAACAGCGUGGACUAGGUUUUCUGCAUCCGCUUCAGACACGAUGCGUCUGAUUUUUGUGAUGUUAUGUAGGCGAAAGAAAGCAGUCCUCGAAAUUUGUUUAAUGUGGACGUUAAAGGACAAAUCCUGGUCAAAAAGGCGGCCAGGGGGAUCCCGUCUAAAGUAACUAAGUCUCUAGUUUCUGAGGUGUUUGGGUCCAAUUACAAGAACUCAGUUCAUCUUAAAUAUAUAAAUAUAAUUGGGUGUCAUCGGCGUAACGACGACAGUUAAUGCAGCGAUUCCUAAUAAUGUUCCCUGAGGAAGCGUAUAGAAGCUGGUCCUAGCACAGAACCUUGUAGAUUAACGAGUGUUACUGUUACUCUUUCUCAUUUUUCACCUUCUUACGUCGUAUUCACAGAUGUCGCUCCUUCUCCUGCUUCACUCUAAAGAUCUCUCUGCCACCACGGCGUGAAAUCAGGUCGACGUUUCUCUCCAAAAGUUGAUUUAGUUUUUUUAUUAUUUCAACGUUGUCCCGCCUGAUUUGUUCUCCGUACAUCGAACGCCUAACCGGUCGUAGCGUCUUACUUGAGAGUCUCCUAUUCGCAAGCACUCGCUCUUAAAGAUUUACUACAGUCCUAAACUCCACGGCGUACCUUUGAGUUUGGGCAAACAUGGCACAUACGAAGCAGCAGCGUAACGUUCAGUCUCACCUGUGGGUUGCAGCGGUACACAGAUAUCACGGUAUAUGCCGUGAUAAGUUGAUUUUACCGUGUUGAAAAGGUUUAAUCUGGGGCAACUGGACUCGGUUGUAGAUUUAUGAAGAUGUUUCACGUUGUAACGUGAACGUCCUGUUUAUAUAUUAUCACGUAAAACUGAUGUAGUUAUAUGUUUCUGUAGUUUAAGGUUCAUUUAACUCAUAAUAAUAAUAAUUGUGUACCGUGAUAUUUCCCGGAGACGUUACUCGUACCGUUGCAACCCUAACCGCCAAGACACAUAAUUCACUGACACGUUUUUUCCAGGAAGCUUUGAGGAUUUUCAAAAUAAAAGCACGAAUUCAUCACUUUAAAUUAUUACCAUAACAUUUGUUUUUGUUUUUUUUGUUUGUUUUUUUUCCUGGCCGUGUAGAUUUAUGUACAAAAUGUUGAGAAAAGUUUGUUUUUUUUAAACGGGAGAUUUAAAGGGCAACACACACGCACACACACACACACACACACACAGAGCUGAGGAGGAGAUUAUUAUGAGUGAGUGUGUGUGUGUGUUAUUAAUCAUAGGAUAUAUAAUAUAGAUACUAUAUGAAGCCAUAUGAAUUUAACUUAUUGUAUACUUUCAAACUAUGAAUGGACUGUGAUAUCAAAUAAAGGUUUCUGUUGAUGAUGACUUCCUGUUGCUGUGAUCAUGUCGUGCAUGUUCUCUGCAUGUGACGGAUCCGUCACCAAAAGAUGUGAUGAUAAAUAAAUAAAUAAAUAAAUAAAUAAACGUUGUGGUUCACGGCUCAACAGAUCUGGGAUCUGUGUUUUUAAUCCAAACAAAAAGGGAAUGUGAAAAAUGUGCAGAGACGACUUUGUUUUGUGAUUUGAGCUUCUUCUUCCUCCUCUUCAUGUUUUCAUACAUUUUAUAUAUUUCUGUUUGUAUAUGCUUUUUCCCUCCAUGUUGGUUUGAUGGAGUUCACUGUAUCGAUGUUUCUUUGUCAUUGUCAGCUGCGUGUGCAAUAAUAGGAACUCUUAUAACAC
This is a messenger RNA of Larimichthys crocea (large yellow croaker), 3033 nucleotides long. Its product is annotated as versican core protein. NCBI's taxonomy places the organism in Eukaryota, Metazoa, Chordata, Actinopteri, Sciaenidae. The coding region runs from base 1 to 720 and encodes 239 amino acids. The record is from RefSeq and is a predicted model, not a curated record. Gene Ontology annotation, biological process: glial cell differentiation; central nervous system development; positive regulation of neuroblast proliferation. The transcript has 4 exons. Gene Ontology annotation, cellular component: perineuronal net; synapse.